Messenger RNA from Ambispora leptoticha, 711 nucleotides. The record is from the annotation of a GenBank genome assembly. Lineage: Eukaryota; Fungi; Glomeromycota; Glomeromycetes; Archaeosporales; Ambisporaceae.
UAACACCGAAAGAUAUUUCCAUUGAAAUAAUAAAGCAAUUAAUUCAAAGUCCUGAUCAACUUCCUCAUAAAUCCGACUUGGCAAAUUUCCUUAACGAAAAUCCUCCAGUAAAAAUACCACUUUCUCCUACUCAUUUUUACCAAAUUAGUACUACGGGUCUAGAUGGUAUAACUGAAGAAGAACGAGAUACAUAUUUUAUAUUAAGUACAGAAGUGGAUUGUACAUUUCUUUAUUCAAGACUUAUAGGGCAGUUAAUUUACCCUCCUUCAUAUGGAAUAACUGAAGACUCGUAUCAUGAUUUGUGGGAUAGUAUUAUUAAAAAUACGAUAGAGAUGUUUGGAAUGCAUAGCGCUAGUUUACCAACUUUGGAAUUUGAUCGCAAUACUAACAAACGAACCUCAACAGGUCGCAAUCGUCCAGACAUGGUAGUAUUAGUGAGAAACGUUUGUCCUUUUCGAGGUGAAGAAAAUUCCCGGGAAGAAGCAGGAGAUCCUUCAAGUGAAUUAGUUGAUAAGAUCAAAGAUUGGACCUAUGGAGAUGCACCAUAUAUUUUUGCAUACUAUGCUAUUGGUGCUCAAGUCACAUUUGUUGCUUUGUAUAAGCCUGAAAAUAAGAAGAGAAAACUGAAAAUUUGUUCUGAACGGAUUGCGGAGUUUAAUUUAGGGCGUUUGUCAGAUAGAAUUCGCAUUAUGAAUUUCCUUCGAAAUAUUU